CAAAAGGACCCCGCGGCGGCGGCAGCGCCACCUCCGCCUGCGGCGCCUACUGGCUCCUGGCCGGCGGCGGCGGCCUCAGGGCUUUCGGCUCGCCCAUCUCGGAGGCUUCGGACCGGCCCCACCGCCCCGGCGUCACGCGCCAGCCGGGCUCUUGCACUCGGGCUCACGCAGACUGAAAAAUAUGGCUCAGGAGACUAACCAGACCCCAGGGCCCAUGCUGUGUAGUACAGGAUGUGGCUUUUAUGGGAAUCCUAGGACAAAUGGAAUGUGUUCUGUUUGCUACAAAGAACAUCUUCAGAGGCAGCAGAAUAGUGGCAGAAUGAGCCCAAUGGGGACGGCUAGUGGUUCCAACAGUCCUACCUCAGAUUCUGCAUCUGUACAAAGAGCAGACGCUAGUUUAAACAACUGUGAAGGUGCUGCUGGCAGCACAUCUGAAAAAUCAAGAAAUGUACCUGUGGCUGCCUUGCCUGUAACUCAGCAAAUGACAGAAAUGAGCAUUUCAAGAGAGGACAAAAUAACUACCCCGAAAACAGAGGUGUCAGAGCCAGUUGUCACUCAGCCCAGUUCAUCAGUUUCUCAGCCUAGUACUUCUCAAGGUGAAGAAAAAGCUCCUGAGUUACCCAAACCAAAGAAGAACAGAUGUUUUAUGUGCAGAAAGAAAGUUGGCCUUACAGGGUUUGACUGCCGGUGUGGAAAUUUGUUUUGUGGACUUCACCGUUACUCUGACAAGCACAACUGUCCAUAUGAUUACAAAGCAGAAGCUGCAGCAAAAAUCAGAAAAGAGAAUCCAGUUGUUGUGGCUGAAAAAAUCCAGAGAAUAUAAAUUACUACUUGUGAAGAGACUGAAACUUUGUUUUUAUUUUAAUAUAUCGUAGGAAAACAUUAAAGAGCAGAUGCAUGGCCAUUUUCCUUUGAUGUUCUCCAGAGUUUUACUUUAUACUUGUCUGUCUUAUUGAUAUUUUAGGAUGUUUGGGUGUUUGUUACAGGCAGAAUUGGAUAGGUACAGCCCUACAAAAUGUAUAUGCCCUCCCUUAAAUAAAAUUGGAUGAAAAUCUGCA
Phyllostomus discolor (pale spear-nosed bat) is the source of this 1058-nucleotide messenger RNA. RefSeq names its product zinc finger AN1-type containing 5 (gene ZFAND5). Gene Ontology annotation, molecular function: zinc ion binding; DNA binding. Lineage: Eukaryota; Metazoa; Chordata; Mammalia; Chiroptera; Phyllostomidae. Bases 182 to 823 code for a protein of 213 amino acids. The transcript has 6 exons. The record is from RefSeq and is a predicted model, not a curated record.